AUGGGGCCUCUCCUCUUCGGCCCCAACGCCAACGACCUUGGGAUGCUCAACCUGAUCACGCCGGAGGUAGUGCGACGCGCCACGGCCGAGGAGAUCCGCGAGGACGUGCGCAUUCCGCUGGACCUGCCGCUCGACACGAUCCGGCAGUCGAGUUACGGGAGACAGGGGGUCUGGGGGGCAUAA
Molecule: messenger RNA, 183 nt
Organism: Aspergillus heteromorphus CBS 117.55
Lineage: Eukaryota; Fungi; Ascomycota; Eurotiomycetes; Eurotiales; Aspergillaceae
Exons: 2
Coding region: 1-183 (60 amino acids)
Source: RefSeq, a predicted model, not a curated record